Ochotona curzoniae (black-lipped pika) is the source of this 10635-nucleotide messenger RNA. It is a transcript of the gene CHD2, whose product is annotated as chromodomain helicase DNA binding protein 2. Gene Ontology annotation, molecular function: ATP binding; ATP-dependent chromatin remodeler activity; ATP hydrolysis activity. The transcript is spliced from 43 exons. Gene Ontology annotation, cellular component: chromatin; nucleus. Gene Ontology annotation, biological process: nucleosome organization; regulation of transcription by RNA polymerase II. NCBI's taxonomy places the organism in Eukaryota, Metazoa, Chordata, Mammalia, Lagomorpha, Ochotonidae. The coding region runs from base 3202 to 8688 and encodes 1828 amino acids. The record is from RefSeq and is a predicted model, not a curated record.
GGGGCCCGGCGGGGCGGAGGCGCGGCGGCGACGGCCUCGCCCGGCGGCGGCCAUGCGGAGGGGCCGCUGGCCGCGCGCUCAGCCGGUAACAUGCAAGAUUAAAAAUGACUGGAUUGCUGAUGGUUCUGAACAAACAGCUCUUUAUUUGAGGUGCGCCAUUGUGAAGAGCGAUACGCUGACAUCUUAUCCUGGGGGAUAAAGAAAUCUUUAGGCAACUGUUUGACACAGCAAACAAGUCAAUACCCUGGCUGAAUAAUUUGGAGGGCCUUUACAAUGUAGCAGACCUGGUAGAGCCUGACACCCUGCAUCAGAAGGACCCUUCCACUGAGAAAUCAAGAUGGCAGCCUUCUAUGGGGAAGUGAGGAACAUGGAUUAAUACAAGGAUGUUAUACAACCAAGACAGGGUUCUUUUCACGUGGAUUCCAUGAAGUGAAUGAAGACAGGCUUCCUACCCCAAGCAAAUGGACAGUGGGAUUGACUUUCUACAGACUUUUUGUUCCACCAUAAGAAAUAUAUUCUUGACAUUUGCACAAGAUGGCAUAAUGAUAUAGAAUUAUAUAGUUUGUGUCCCUGGAAUUUUUUGCAGUUUGAUUUGUUUGGAAUGUUAACUUUAAUAAAAUUUCUAACACUUCAAAUUUCUCAGUUUGAGCCUUUUAUUUUGAUGCGGAAGUUUGAUUAAGUGUUCAUUAAUCGCUUUCAUGACUCUAACCCUUAUUUGUUCAGCAGUAAACUGUACUGAAUAAAACUGGCAAAAUGUAAUGUUGGAAAUGAUUAUCCUGAUUAAGGUUUAUCAUUUCAUAGUGUUGUGGAAAUUUGGGUUUUGAGAUGGCCAUCUGAUUGAAAGCCUGAUUUGUACUUUCUGGAAACACCUGUGGAGUGGUUUAUUUCAUGGCGAUAAUGAAUAUUUCCUCUCAUGAGAUUUUUAAAGAAGUUGGGAAGGAAGUACGUGUUGCUCCCGUGUUGAGGAUGUGUAUGUGGCAUUUAUUUCUGAAAUGAUAAUGAAGAUGGAUGAUUCUCUUUACGUUUUAUUGAAAUAAUUUAAUUAAACUGAUGUCUCCUAUUAGCUUACUAUUAUGGAAAGAAGAUUUAUAUGGUUAUGUCCCUUGGGUCAACAUAAAGAAAAUCUUGGUGAUAAUAAUGUAAGCAUCCCACAUACAUUUGAAAUACUUAACAAGUUGCAUUUCCUCCCGGCCAAGGAUGACUGACAUUUGGAUUCUGGUGCCUGGUUGACAUUCAUUGCUCGUUGGCAGAUAACUUUCAGUAACUGAUCAUGAUGUGGUAGCCAUAUUUUGGUUAAAUCGAAAGUGAAUCCUUGCUUGUAUUUUUUCAUUCAGAGAAGAAUAGUUGACGUUAAUUUUUUGUGAUUGUCAACCAUCCAUGAUCAAUACACGUACAAUAUUCUUGUUGACUUAUGUGAAGUGGAUGAGCUUGAUAUGCAUGUAAAAUUUUGGGUUUUUGGGAGGUGUGAAAUCCAGAUUGGAUGAUGGGUGGUGUAGAUAUCUAGAUUGGACUGUUGCUUUGGUUGGGUGUGAUCUGACAAAGCUUUCCUCGGUUCUGGAAGAUUGUGUUGAUUAAGGAAUGUUGAUUGGAUUUUGGGAAUGUGUGGAUGAAGGAAGGAGUUGGUGAGAAGAUUUCAUAAUUGAUUUGACUUAGUAAUUUUGCUUCUGUUGAUCUCAGGAUUUUGAUGUUUUAUGGGAAUUUGUCCUUUGAUAUUACUUGGAUGAUCGUCUGUUGGACUGUUAUUAAUCACCUGUGGAGAUGGGUCAGAUUUGGUUGAGAUUGGAGGAGUGGCUUGAAUAUAUUUUGUUGGUUUUAGAGGUGCUCAAUCUUGGAUUUUUUUAUGUAAAGCUACUUAUCCGUGGUUAGUUUGUGGUGUUGGAUCUGAAGAAAUUUGUUUUGCUUGAAUUAGUGUGGAAAAGAAAUGUAUUGUGGCUGUGAGAAUGGGGGCGAGGUGAAGUUCCAAGAUUGUAGGGUAAAGAGUUUUUUUUUUGAAAGUACAAAGAAAAAUAUUGAGAUUUUUAAAUAAAAACCCAUGUAAAUUUUUGCUCUAAUGCAACUGAACACUAGGGAGGCGCUCUUGAGUCACCAAAAAAAUUGCCCCUUCAUAUUGGAAUGGCAUAGUGACCCUUGAAUGUUGUUUUUAGAUGAUUUUUAGGCAUCAUAAAGAAGACAAAACUUGAAUUUAAUUUGUGAAAUUAAGGUUUUGUUUUUAUUUGGGAACCCUUUUACCCAUGGAGGGGGCUCAUCUUUUAAAAGAUUGGUACUUAAGAUGAGCUUUAGAUUCUCUUAAAAAUGAUCCCUUUUUCAAAAUGGCUUUAUAAAGCACCACUUCCUGUCCAGGGAGGAAGUUAUUUCAGCUCAAGGACUGAAAUAUUUAGCAGAUCUUUAGACAAAAGGAACAAAUUACAUUUCUCUCUGGCUUAAAAAGGGUGCUUGAGCCAGAGGGGGUUAAGAAGCCCUCCCCCACCCGUGCUGGGGUGGUCUGGAGGGGCAGGGAGGUGUGGAGGUGGGGGUCCUCAGGCUCCCUGGGAUGGAGGAUUUUUUUUUUUUUUUGGUGGAGAUGAAGGGGUGGGUCUAUGGUACAUCACCUGAGUUGUGGGGUAAAUGUAGAGAGUGUCAAUCAAAGGCAGAGCUCUCAGAGCUGGGAAGGAGGCUCUAGAUGGCGGCUGUGCCUUAGAGAGCGCGCUCUGCUCGCCGCCUUCCCUCACUUUACGCAACUUUCCCUAACUUUCGGGCAGCCUCAGGGGGCCCCCGCAGCCCCCUGCCUCUCCUAGUGACUUACCAGGGUCGAUUCGGACCAUUUUUAUGGAGAAAAGCAGCUUUUAGGAGCUUUCUCUUGGUGCCUUGUUGGAAAGCAGCAGCCGUGCUGAGAGCCCAGCUCGUUGUUUUUUCCAGCUUAGAAGCCAUGGCGCACCUCCAUUUUUGUGCGCUCUCCUAAUGAGGUUUUUUUUCCUUCCGGACCGGCUUUGGUAUUAAUUAUUGCUUUUUUUUUUGACCAGUUAACAUAUUUGAAGAUUAUUUUAUUUAUUUUCGUUUUUUAACGGAGAAUUUUCCCUUUAUUUUUAAUUAUUUGGGAUCUGUAUUUUUCUACUAGAUAGGACUCUUGCUUUGGACAUACUACAUGGAUCAGUAAAUACCUGGGCACAGGACUUCAAAGCAAACACAGAUUUCCCCUCCCCCUUAAUAUUUACGAAUUAAAAGAUGAUGAGAAGUAAGGACAAAAGCCAAGAGGAGGACAGUUCGCUACACAGCAAUGCAUCGAGUCAUUCAGCUUCUGAAGACGCGUCGGGCUCAGACUCGGGGAGCCAGUCGGAAAGCGAGCCAGGCAGUGAGCCAGGAAGUGGACAUGGCAGUGAGUCCAACAGCAGCUCUGAAGCUUCUGAGAGUGCAUCGGAGUCUGAGAGCGAAUCGGCGGGUUCCAAGAACCAGCCAGCCCUUCCGGAAGCCAAAGAGAAGCCAGCGUCCAAGAAGGAACGGAUAGCUGACGUAAAGAAGAUGUGGGAAGAGUAUCCUGAUGUGUAUGGGGUCAGACGGUCAAACCGAAGCAGACAAGAACCGUCCCGAUUUAAUAUUAAGGAGGAGGCCAGUAGCGGGUCUGAGAGUGGGAGCCCAAAAAGAAGAGGCCAGAGGCAGCUGAAGAAACAAGAAAAAUGGAAACGGGAGCCGUCAGAAGAUGAACAAGAGCAAGGCACCAGUGCAGAGAGCGAAGCAGAACAGAAAAAAGGGAAAGCCAGAAGACCUGUGCCCAGAAGAACAAUACCUAAACCUCGUGUUAAAAAGCAAACUAAGACUCAGCGUGGAAAGAGAAAGAAGCAGGAUUCUUCUGAUGAUGAUGAUGAAGAUGAUGAAGCUCCCAAAAGACAGACUCGCAGGCGAGCAGCCAAGAAUGUCAGCUACAAAGAAGAUGACGACUUUGAGACCGACUCAGACGAUCUCAUUGAAAUGACUGGAGAAGGAGUUGAUGAGCAGCAAGACAACAGCGAAACGAUCGAGAAGGUCUUGGACUCGAGGCUGGGCCGGAAAGGAGCCACGGGAGCGUCCACCACUGUGUACGCCGUGGAAGCCAAUGGAGACCCUGCGGGCGGCUUUGACAGCGCCAAGGACGAGGGCGAAGCCCAGUACCUCAUCAAGUGGAAGGGUUGGUCUUACAUCCACAGCACGUGGGAGAGCGAAGAGUCCCUGCAGCAGCAGAAGGUGAAGGGCCUGAAGAAGCUGGAGAACUUCAAGAAGAAGGAGGAGGAAAUCAAACAGUGGUUAGGGAAAGUUUCUCCUGAAGAUGUGGAGUAUUUCAAUUGCCAGCAGGAACUGGCCUCCGAGCUGAACAGGCAGUAUCAAGUAGUAGAAAGAGUGAUUGCUGUGAAGACAAGUAAAUCUGCAUUGGGUCAGACUGAUUUCCCAGCUCACAGUCGCAAGCCAGCACCUUCCAAUGAGCCCGAGUACCUGUGCAAGUGGAUGGGCCUGCCGUAUUCGGAGUGUAGCUGGGAGGACGAAGCCCUGAUCAGCAACAAGUUCCAGGGCUGCAUUGAUAGCUUCCACAGUCGGAACAACUCGAAAACCAUCCCAACGAGGGAGUGCAAGGCAUUGAAGCAGAGACCUCGAUUUGUGGCACUGAAAAAGCAGCCUGCGUAUCUGGGAGGGGAAAAUCUGGAACUGCGAGACUACCAGCUGGAAGGGCUCAACUGGCUGGCGCAUUCCUGGUGCAAAAGUAACAGUGUCAUCCUUGCUGAUGAAAUGGGCCUGGGAAAGACCAUCCAGACUAUAUCAUUCCUCUCCUACCUGUUCCACCAACACCAGCUGUAUGGCCCCUUUCUUAUAGUCGUCCCUUUAUCCACCCUCACCUCAUGGCAGAGAGAGUUUGAAAUCUGGGCUCCAGAGCUUAACGUAGUGGUUUACAUAGGGGACCUGAUGAGCAGAAAUACGAUUCGGGAAUAUGAGUGGAUUCAUUCCCAGUCUAAAAGGCUGAAAUUCAAUGCUCUCAUAACAACAUACGAGAUUCUCCUGAAAGACAAGACUGUGCUGGGCAGUAUUAACUGGGCCUUCCUGGGCGUGGAUGAAGCCCAUCGGUUGAAGAAUGAUGACUCUUUAUUGUAUAAAACUCUGAUUGAUUUCAAGUCCAACCAUAGGCUCCUGAUCACAGGCACCCCUCUUCAGAAUUCCCUCAAGGAGCUCUGGUCCUUGCUGCACUUCAUUAUGCCGGACAAGUUUGAGUUCUGGGAAGAUUUUGAAGAAGACCAUGGGAGAGGAAGAGAGAAUGGCUACCAGAGCCUGCACAAGGUGCUGGAGCCCUUCCUGCUGCGCAGGGUCAAGAAGGACGUGGAGAAGUCGCUGCCCGCCAAGGUGGAGCAGAUCCUGCGCGUGGAGAUGUCGGCCCUGCAGAAGCAGUACUACAAGUGGAUCCUCACCAGGAAUUACAAGGCUCUGGCCAAGGGCACACGGGGCAGCACGUCGGGUUUCCUUAACAUUGUGAUGGAGCUGAAGAAGUGCUGCAACCACUGUUACCUGAUUAAGCCCCCGGAGGAGAACGAGAGAGAAAACGGGCAGGAGAUGCUAAUGUCCCUCAUCAGGAGCAGCGGGAAGCUGAUUUUGUUAGAUAAACUGUUGACGAGGCUUCGAGAACGUGGGAACAGAGUCCUUAUCUUCUCUCAGAUGGUGAGAAUGUUGGAUAUCUUGGCCGAGUACCUGACCAUUAAACACUAUCCUUUCCAGCGUCUGGAUGGUUCUAUUAAGGGAGAGAUACGGAAACAGGCGCUGGAUCAUUUCAACGCAGAUGGAUCUGAGGACUUCUGCUUCCUGCUCUCCACAAGGGCCGGCGGCCUGGGAAUCAAUUUGGCUUCUGCGGACACUGUCGUCAUCUUUGACUCUGACUGGAAUCCCCAGAACGACUUGCAGGCACAAGCCCGGGCCCACAGGAUCGGUCAGAAGAAGCAGGUGAACAUUUACCGCUUAGUCACUAAGGGGACUGUGGAGGAAGAGAUCAUAGAACGGGCCAAGAAGAAGAUGGUGCUGGACCACCUGGUGAUCCAGCGCAUGGACACCACCGGCCGCACGGUCCUGGAGGACAGCUCCGGGAGGUCCAACUCCAACCCUUUCAACAAAGAAGAGCUGACAGCCAUCUUGAAGUUUGGAGCCGAGGAUCUCUUCAAGGAGCUGGAAGGGGAGGAGUCGGAGCCACAGGAAAUGGACAUAGAUGAAAUUUUACGCUUGGCUGAAACCAGAGAGAAUGAAGUGUCAACAAGUGCCACAGAUGAGCUGCUGUCACAGUUUAAGGUUGCCAACUUUGCCACAAUGGAAGAGGAAGAGGAGCUGGAGGAGCGAGCCCACAAGGACUGGGAUGAGAUCAUCCCCGAGGAGCAGAGGAGGAAGGUCGAAGAGGAGGAGCGGCAGAAGGAGCUGGAGGAGAUCUACAUGUUACCACGCAUUCGGAGUUCCACCAAGAAGGCUCAGACGAAUGACAGUGACUCCGACACCGAGUCCAAGAGGCAGGCCCAGAGGUCCUCUGCUUCCGAGAGCGAGACGGAGGACUCCGAUGAUGACAAGAAGCCCAAGCGCAGAGGGCGCCCCCGCAGUGUGCGCAAGGACCUUGUGGAGGGGUUCACGGACGCAGAGAUCCGCAGGUUUAUCAAGGCUUACAAGAAGUUUGGUCUCCCUCUUGAACGGCUGGAGUGCAUAGCGCGGGAUGCUGAGCUGGUGGACAAGUCUGUGGCAGAUCUGAGACGCCUCGGCGAGCUGAUCCACAACAGCUGUGUGUCUGCGAUGCAGGAGUACGAAGAGCAGCUGAAGGAGAAUGCCGGUGAGGGGAAAGGCCCUGGGAAAAGGAGGGGCCCGACCAUCAAGAUAUCUGGAGUGCAGGUGAAUGUGAAAUCCAUUAUCCAGCACGAAGAAGAAUUUGAAAUGCUGCACAAAUCUAUUCCUGUGGACCCUGAAGAGAAAAAGAAGUACUGCUUGGCCUGCCGUGUCAAAGCUGCCCAUUUUGAUGUGGAGUGGGGUGUGGAGGACGACUCCCGGCUGCUGCUGGGGAUUUACGAACACGGCUAUGGGAACUGGGAAUUAAUCAAAACGGACCCAGAGCUUAAAUUAACUGACAAAAUUCUACCCGUGGAGACAGACAAGAAGCCCCAGGGCAAGCAGCUGCAGACCCGGGCCGACUACCUGCUGAAGCUGCUCCGGAAGGGGCUGGAGAAGACGGGGAGCGCGGCUGGGGGGGACGAGGUCCAGUUGAAGAAGCGGAAGCCUAGAGUGAAAAAGGAGAACAGAGCUCCACGGCCGAAGGACGAGCGUGGGGUGGAGCUCUCCUCCCCACGGCACUCGGACAACCCUUCCGAGGAGGGCGAGGUGAAGGAUGACGGCUUAGAAAAAAGUCCAAUGAAGAAAAAACAGAAGAAGAAAGACAACAAAGAGAAUAAGGAGAAACCAGCGAGUUCCAGGAAGGACAAAGAAGGGGACAAGGAAAGGAAGAAGUCGAAGGAGAAGAAGGAGAAGCCCAAAAGUGGUGAUGCCAAAUCUUCGAGUAAAUCAAAGCGAUCUCAGGGUCCUGUCCAUAUUACAGCAGGAAGUGAGCCUGUCCCCAUUGGAGAGGAUGAGGAAGAUGAUCUGGACCAGGAGACGUUCAGCAUAUGUAAGGAGAGGAUGAGGCCGGUGAAGAAGGCCCUGAAGCAGCUGGACAAACCUGACAAGGGCCUGAGUGUGCAGGAGCAGUUAGAGCACACACGGAGCUGCCUGCUGAAGAUCGGAGACCGCAUCGCCGAGUGUCUGCGUGCCUACUCGGACCAGGAGCACGUGAAGCUCUGGCGGAGGAACCUGUGGAUUUUUGUUUCCAAGUUCACAGAAUUUGAUGCUCGGAAGCUGCACAAGUUGUACAAGAUGGCUCACAAGAAGCGGUCUCAGGAGGAGGAGGAGCAAAAGAAGAAAGAUGACAUGGUUGGUGGUAAGAAGCCAUUCCGGCCAGAGGCGUCCAGCUCAAGCCGAGAUUCUCUGCUCUCUCAGUCCCACAGCUCUCACAACCUGCACCCACCGAAGCCUCAUUUGCCUGCCUCUCAUGGCCCACAGAUGCACGGACACCCAAGAGACAACUACAGUCACCCCAACAAGAGACACUUUAGCAAUGCAGAUCGAGGAGACUGGCAGAGGGAAAGGAAGUUCUCCUAUGGUGGUGGCAACAGCAACCCGCCCUGGGGCAGCGACAGGCACCACCAGUAUGAGCAACACUGGUACAAGGACCACCAUUACGGGGACCGGCGGCACAUGGAUGCCCACCGCUCAGGGAGCUAUCGGCCCAACAACUUGUCCCGGAAGAGACCUUAUGAUCAGUACAGCAGCGACCGAGACCACCGGGGACACCGAGAUUACUACGACAGGCACCACCACGAAUCUAAGCGGAGGAGAUCUGAUGACUUCAGGCCUCAGAGUUACCACCAGCAGGAUUUUCGACGGAUGUCCGACCACCGCCCUCCUAUGGGCUACCAUGGCCAGGGGCCCUCCGAGCACUACCGCUCCUUCCACACAGACAAGUUGGGGGACUACAAGCAGCCCCUGCCCCCCCUGCACCCCGCGGCUUCGGCCCCUCGCUCACCUCCUUCCCAGAAGUCACCUCACGACUCCAAGUCCCCCCUGGGUCACCGGUCUCCUUUGGAGAGGUCACUAGAACAGAAAAACAACCCAGAUUAUAAUUGGAAUGUUCGGAAGACAUAAAGGACGGCCGGAAGAGGCGAGCAGGAGUCGUCAGGUGCGAGGAGGUUUUGGUGUGAUCCCCAGCAGCCAGCUUGUGGCCAUGCGAGUGCAGGCUCGCUGCCGCCUUUGCGGCCGGAGGAGCAGUUCGUGGAGCGGGAGGCUGCUCUCGGGCCUGCUCUGGUCUGCGCCCCCACUCCCACAGCCCAGCCUGCUGCCUUGAGGGGUCUGGGAGGAGGUGACUGUGUGUGCCAGCACAGUUGAACUGUGCUCCCUGGACGGAGCUGGAGCCCGGGCUCACGGAGGCUUCUGGCCAGGCCUUGCUCGCCUGGCGGACAGCGUGAGCUUAGGGUCACUGUGACAUGACAGGUGCUGCUCUCGGGGAGGCGGAGGUGACAGGGUCUCACCUGCAGGAAGUGAAUGUGAGACCCGUGGUGGAGCCCGAGUGGGCACACGCCUCGCCCCACGGCCUCUCCCUGCCAACACUAAUCCCCUGCUGCUCUUGCGAGUUUCCAGGCUUCGUGCUCCCGAGGGCUGUUCUGCCCUGUGCCAGGCACAGAGGCCUUCCAGCUGACUUCAGGGCAGUGUGAGAGGCCACGCCGGUGGCAGCCCUGGGUGUGGGCUGGGGGGCUGGGGGCGCCUGUGGCCAGGAAACUGCACGCCGGUGCCUCUGGUGACAGGGCAAGCGGAGGCAGGCCUGCUGCCCAGCACAGCACUGGUGGGGCCAGCCAGUUGGGGAAGCGGUCAGUAUUGUCGGUCAGCGUUCGCAGCCAUGUUGUGGUAGCCUUCACACACUUGAAGUAGACCACUUAGCACCCCAUGGUCCCGCCGGUCCUGCGUGGCCAGGAGAAGGUCACCGUGGUGAGCAAGCUUGCACUGCUAGUGGGAGAGUAGAGGGGAACUCAGUUAUUUAGAGCAAGACCAAGCCAAGCACGAAGCAAGUGGGAGAUCUGUUAGCAGGGCCAUGGGACUGAGUGGUGGGCAGCAAGAGCCGCCCUGGAGCGGAGCUGGGGACGGGGACAGAGCGAUGGUGUCGCCUGUGCUAGGGCCCUGCUUGACUUGUGUCCAGUAUAGCUUGCCAGUGUUGUAGUGUCCCGAGGCAUCUUGAGUGCAGAGGGAAGAGCUGACCCCAGCGUCCGUCCGGCAGGCCUGAGGGUGCCCGGCUCGGCUGUGGAAGAGCCUCGCGGGGUACGCAGUCACGCCCCUAAGCCGCCUGGGGAACUCAGAGCCCCAGGCAGCACCCUGACUGCCUUUACCAAGGAAUGCCAAGUUGCCCCUGAGGGCAGCGCCCUGGUUGCUGUGUGCCCUGCCCCCUCCUGCAGCUGCACUGCUGGACCUGGCCCCCAGCCUGGGGCCCCAGGAGCAUGCCGUGGCGUGGGCGGGAGGCUUCUGCUGGCGACAGAAGCCAGUUGACAGUCUGCAGUUGACUGUCCUGGGUUUGUCUUUCCUGAGGUUGGCCAGGCUGGCCUUGGCGUGACGGGAGCUGGGAAGAGAAGGGGUCAGGAGAGAGAGGGUGCUGGCAGGAGAGAGAGGUGCCCGCAGAGGUCUCGUGAGGAAGUAUUUGUGUUAGGCAGAGGGCAGUGUCGGCCAGGUCAGUGUUGUUGCCACGUGACGGUAUCGCACGCGUGUGCGCUCAGGGCCUCUCGGAGUCAAGGCCUUGCAGUGUGAAUGCCGCCUGUGCCCGCCCUGCUGGCCCUCCGCUUGCUGUCCCGUGCUCAUUCCUUCAGCCCUCUCCAGGGGAGACCCUAGCACUUCUCCGUGCACCGCGGGCCCCAGGUCUGUGCGUAGCGGCAGGCCUGGCGGUGUGAAUGCAAGCCGCACGGUAACACUGCAGCCCUACAGACCAAAACCCACUGUGGGCCGGAGUGGGCCCGUCCAGGGUGGCUGAGCUGGGCAAGAGCUGUGCCAAGGGUCCAGGCUGCUUUAUUUCACCUGUGCCCAUCUGUGUGGGUAUGGGUGGUUUUCUUUAUU